Klebsormidium nitens is the source of this 2706-nucleotide messenger RNA. Lineage: Eukaryota; Viridiplantae; Streptophyta; Klebsormidiophyceae; Klebsormidiales; Klebsormidiaceae. The record is from the annotation of a GenBank genome assembly.
CAAAAUAAUUCGCAUUGCACCGGCCCGCAUGGUGCGGUUGAUCCCUCCCAGCGCGCUUUGAUUGCGCGCUUUGAUUGCCUCCUGCGAACACUUCCUUUCUAUUUCAGCUAUGCCCAUGGGCCCUGGUGGAGCACGUUUUAAAAGGGAGUCCCUCUGUCUGGUGGUGCAGCAGGUGGUGCAGCUGCGUCAGGCGUGCUGCAGGUGUCCGACGUGAGUAUGUCGGAUCCAGAUCCGAAGGGAGCCAUCCAAUGAGCCCCUCUUAGCAUAGGCCUGCUGCAGGGCCGGCUGUUGCAGCAUCAAUGGCGGCCCCAAAUAGCAGCCCCCGGAGGAGUUCUGUGGCGGGGGCCAGCAAUCCUGGGAUCAGAGGCGCCUCGGAGCUGCCCGGUCCUACUCCCAGUCGCUUCUUUCCUGGCAGCAAAACUUUGAAGUCUCGUCUCGAGGGGGACCAUAUUAGCAGCAGGAUGGGCUGGGUCCUCAGUCAGAGGGUGCUCCUCAUUGCCCUGGCAUUGACCGUCACCUCCUACUUCGGCCUCUACAUGUUGGCGGGGAGGUCGGGCCUCUCGUUGAACUCCAACUGCAAGUAUCCAGACGUCCAGGAGCUGCGGCAGAGCCAUCGCCAGCAUGCGUCCCUCUACGCGUGCCUCCAGGAGACAUGGUCCCUAGAGGGGAUGAACGCCACGGUCAAGGCGCUCGUGAGCAGCACUGCCGGCCUCGACUCCAUCUGCCUUGACGUCAUCACCGGUCAGCAAGAAGCGUCCCUCCCUAAGCACCGCCUCAUCCGCUUUCUGAGGGAUGCAAAGGGGUUAGCGGGAACCGGGGGUUUCACGCGCCGGCCGCUCUAUAUCCGUACAGACGUUCCGGGGCUUGUCUGCAGAAUCGCGUCGGUGGAGUUUGGCUCGGUUGAGAUGUGCUUCAAGGCAGGGGAGCCGAUGCACGAGCAAGCGUAUCGAGACGUCCCGUGCCACGUGCACGUUUCCAUCUCCGGGAUGAUGUUCUCACAGGAGAACUCACUGCACAGCGGGCUCUCAUCGGCGAACGGUUCCCAGGGGUUGGUGAUUCCUGGGGCGCUGGAGAAGGGGCUCACAAAGGACGGAUUGCGGCCGGACCAUCUCCGGCCGAUUGCGUACGUGUGUGUGUCCAUCACGAUUGGUGAUGACUCCGACAUGCCGAGCGAGCAGGCAUUGCCGUACGGGAAGAUCCUGAGGCUGUUUCGGCGGGCGAGGGAGAUAGUGGCGGCCAACCCAUCUUCAGCCGAGCGGCGCAUCCACAUCGGCGUCGACUACCCGACCAUCCCGUGCAACAUUGCCCGCGAUGAGAUGGAGAAGCCCGAGUUCACGUGCGAGACGUACCACUCCGGCGGGAAGCACAAGGACCCGAUCCUGUGCGACAUUCUCGUCGUCGGCGCCAGCUCCAAGUACGUGCGGCAAGACCCCGCUUUUAUUCAAGGGAAGCACCGGUGGCCCUGGAUAGGGCGCCCGCUCGAGUGGGUGGACCUGGACAAGGACGAGAUUGUGGUCCCGGUCGUGCCGAACCCGCGGCGGACGCUGCUGACGUCGGUCUCGGACGACCACUUUGAGGCGGUGUUCAGGUUCGUCCGGUCUGUCGACUUUUUCUGCCCGCCUGACAUCUGCAACUGGGACCUGAUUGUUUACGACAUGUAUCUGAAGCCCGAGUAUCGGGAAAAGCUGGACUGCCUAGCCAGCCAGAUGAAGAGGGUUAAGGUAGAGAUGCGCACGUGGGACUUUUCCAAGUAUCCUGCGUGGAUGGACCUCCGCAACGCCAUUGGGGAGUAUGCGUGGAAGGCCAUAAUGGUCAAGGAGGUUUUGGACGUCACGGGCAACGCGUUGUGGAUGGACGGGGGCAACCGAAUCACGUCGGUGGAUGGCCUGCUAACCGUGUUUGACAAGUACGAAAACAAGCUGGGGGGCUUCUAUUGCCCGGGGCACUCGGGGGGAGUGGUCAAGGACUGGACGCACCCAGACGAGAUCAAGUAUCUUCGGAUGGGCGACCAUCUAGAGGACCUCAACUGCAACGCGGCAGUUAUUGGAUUUACGCUGCAAACGUACAAGACGAUCUUCUGGGACUGGUACGAGUGUUCGAUCAUUCGACAAUGUAUCGCGCCAGAGGGGAGCUCGCGGCAAAACCACCGGCAGGACCAGGCGGCCUUGACGCUCAUAGCUGCAAAAUGGGGGAACCCAUGCUUAGACGCGACAGAGGUCCCCAUCCAUUGGGACUCGACCGAGUAUAACGAGAAUGUGACCGCCACAACGUGUUAGGAAAGAUCCGAGCAGGGUCGAGCAUGGCGGAAUAGGUUCGUCAAGUCGAGUCAGAAAGGGCACAGGCUGGCGGCAACAAGAGCUUUUUGUGAACCCAGAUUGUGUACCGAGUCGCGCCGCAUGUAUCAUAGUCCCGUGCAGGGGGAAGAGAAGUAGUGUCGCCGCAAACAUCAGUUUCAACCGACCAUUUGAACGCGCAUCCGCUCCAGUAAGUGAAUCAUGCAAUCAGUGGUUGAAGCCAACUUGUUAGCGGGCCAAGCGUGGAAAUGGUUGCGUGGAAUAGGAGUGCAUGUGGCCUGCUUACUCUCACCAUGAUUGGCGCACAAAUUUCGCAUGUCAAGGAACCACUAGAAGCAUUCGGGUCCUCUAGGAACGAUUAAGAUCCGCUCAAAAAAACGGUACACUUCCACCAUUGAAACCGGCAUUCCUG